Molecule: messenger RNA, 2184 nt
Organism: Meriones unguiculatus (Mongolian gerbil)
Lineage: Eukaryota; Metazoa; Chordata; Mammalia; Rodentia; Muridae
Gene: Depdc7
Product: DEP domain containing 7
Exons: 11
Coding region: 527-2062 (511 amino acids)
Biological process (GO): intracellular signal transduction
Source: RefSeq, a predicted model, not a curated record
GCCAGGGGCCGGAGCAGCCUCGCGGACGGCGGAGUGAAGCUGACCUCGGUCAUGGCCACGGUUCGGGACAAGGCGGCGGCGCUGAACCUGUCGGCUCUGCAGAGCCCCGCGCAGAGGCCUCCCGGAAAAGACUGCUUACUGUCCUCUGCCCUGGAGACGUAGGGCUGAGGGCUCUGCUGCCUGUUCUCAACACUCUCACAGCUGGAAUUCCGAUUUGCUAAUGUUUAUUUACCCCUCUUCUACCCUGAGCUGCUUUGUCACAGUCCUUAUGAGCAAGGUAAUGGGAGCCUAGGGCUUUGGUUCCUUGCCAUUCAUUUUCUUUCCGUGUGCUCUGGCAAGCAGCUUUGUACUUUUCCCUUUUCAGGGAUUAGUGACUCUUUAUACUUUCAGUGGGCUAUAAGCAUGAGCAGGAACCUGACGGAUGAGGAAGAAAAAGGGUUUUGUGCUAAUCUUCAGCCAGAACAUAAGACACCUGUAUUAAUACAGACCAACAAGAAGGCGGUUUGUGUCUGCCCCAUGAGAGCAGAUGACCACAGAGCCCGGAAGAGGCUGUCACAUCUUCUGUAUCUGGAGUCACAGGUGGUUGUGCCCUAUCACAUGCUUCAGUGUGGCCCAAAGGCCAUUUGGAGCCACGUACGUGUGGAGCAGCAUCAUAAACACCCUUCAAACCCAAGUGGAGGUGAAGAAACGGAGGUACCACUUAAAGCGGCACAAUGACUGCUUCGUCGGCUCGGAGGCUGUGGACGUCAUUUGCUCUCACUUAAUUCAGAAUAAAUUCUUUGGUGACGUCGAUAUUCCUCGGGCCAAAGUGGUGAGAGUGUGUCAAGCUCUUAUGGACUACAAAGUAUUCGAAGCAGUUCCAACCAGAGUCUUCGGGAGAGACAGAAAGCCUACCUUUGAAGACAGCAGUUGCAGCCUGUAUAGAUUCACCACAGUUCCUAAUCAGGACAGUCAGUUAGGCAAUGAGAACAAAGUGUAUUCCCCUUCCAGGUGCUCAGAUGCAUUGUUUAAGUCAUCUGAUAUCAAGUCAAACAGUUUGGAGGACCUAUGGGAAAAUCUGAGUUUAAAGCCUGCCAACUGCCCUCGAAUACAUGCCUCCACCAGGCUGUCUCCUCAAGUCAUCAGUGCAGUAUGGCAAGAAGAGACAAUUGGACGUCUACUGCAACUUGUCGACCUUCCGUUUCUUGACUCCUUACUCAAACAGCAAGAGGUUGCAUCUCAAGCCCCUCAGUGUAAGAGACAGCCUGACAUGUUCAAGACCAGUAACUAUCUGGAUCGAGGAAUUCUCAGGGCCUAUGGUGACUCUCAGGAGGAUGAAUGGGUCUCUGCAGCUAUCGACUGCUUGGAGUAUCUUCCCGACCAGAUGGUUGUGGACAUAAGCAGGAAUUUUCCUGAGCAACCAGACAGAACAGACUUAGUGAAGGAACUCCUGUUUGAUGCUAUUGGCAAAUAUUACAGUACUAGGGAGCCUCUGUUAAACCACCUGUGUGAUGUUCAUAACGGAAUAGCAGAGCUCCUAGUAAAUGGGAAGACUGAAAUAGCCUUAGAGGCUACUCAGCUGUUUCUGAAGCUUCUGGAUUCCCAAAAUAGGGAAGAAUUUAGAAGACUGCUUUACUUCAUGGCUGUUGCAGCACAUCCUUCCGAAUUUAAAUUACAGAAAGAAAGUGACAAUCGGAUGGCUGUGAAAAGGGUGUUCUCAAAAGCUAUUGUCAACAAUAAAAACUUAUCCAAAGGCAAAACUGAUCUUCUGGUACUCUUCCUAAUGGAUCACCAAAAAGAUGUUUUCAAGAUUCCUGGAACUCUACAUAAAAUUGUGAGUGUUAAGCUUCUGGCCAUACAAAAAGGAAGAGAUCCUAGUAAAGACACAGGCUAUAUUUACUGCCAGAGAAUUAAUGGAAGUGACUACUGUAGCAGUACCCAGAAGAAAACCAAAGAUGAACUUUUGAGCUUACUAAAGACUAUUGAUGAGGACUCAAAACUCUCUGCCAAAGAGAAGAAGAAACUGCUGGGCCAGUUCCAUAAGUGUCAUCCAGACAUCUUCACUGAGUAUUUUGGAGACUGAGUUUCUAAUGUCUAUAUGUAUGUGCAGUUGUAUAUUUUAAGGGCAAAUUAUGUAUCCUAAAGAUAUUUGUAAGCUUGGAUGUUUAAAUAUGAAGUUGUACUUAAUAAAACUUUUUAUACCCA